AUGUAUGUUCCACCCGGAAUCAAUGACCUGAUGCCUCGAUAUCUGCCUAGCUCCUCCCCGAUACAAUCUCCAAGCAACACCAAGCGUGGUCAUGGCCGUGCUCCUCCUAUAGACCAUCCAUGGGACUCCCCCGGAGAGAUUUACUCGCCCAAUGACGGGAACUUGUAUGAAUACCCCCACGAUCAACAGCAACCAGUGCAGGGGGGUGACCCGGGACCUCUAAGACACCAGUCUAACAAGCCAGAGGUGGAUACCAACGACAAUGACGAGGAGCAUUUAUGCGAAUUCGCUGCCCCAUGCCGAAUGCAUCCCUCGCCCGAUGGAAUGCACUACCGAAAGGUUGUGUCGCACGUGUUUGGCAGAAACAAGGCCGUUACCAAGCUUUUCCCACUAGGUGUCUGGGUUCAUUAUUGCCGAAAACACUACCAGCGUGCCCGGUAUCGCGCAGACCAAUGGCCGUUUACGCAGUGCGAUCUCCUGUUAGAAUCACUGAGCCGUAUGGAGAAUUGGGAUGGAGUGGAGAGUUUCGAACUCAUCCUCCGCCGCCGAGAGCAAAUGCGUGUCGGGCGUGAAACCGAAAACCAAGCCACCACCGAGACAUCCAAUCAGAACGAGACUACUUCUGCUAGCCAGGACCAGGAUCAAGACCACAAGUCUUCAGGUGUCGUCACUCGGUCUCCGAGCCGUAAGCAUCCAACUGCCAUCAUCGCCCCUGUCCCAGACUGGCUGCGCCAAUACGUUGGUCACGGCAAGACAUUCCAGGAGAUCCGCCAGAUUAUCGAACUGGUACGUAGCCACAUGGUGAGGCUCCGAAAUCUGGAAAGAGCGAAGCAACAGCUCAGUCAUAUUCCCAAGUCCCUGGGUGCACCAGGAAGCCCUCGUCGAGGUGCGCUUACAAACGGCCGAAAGGGACGUAUCGCCAAACCAACCAAUCGGGACCCCUUACGCCUGCGUGCUAGCACUAUUCGUUUCCCCGAUGUUGAAAUCCUCCCCCAUUUCAAGCCAUGGGUAAAGGAGGCUGCUCUGCGGCAGCGAUCUGCCACUACCUGCCCCGCGAACGAGGGGGAUGCCAAAGACUAUGAAGCGCAGCAGAGACUUUCGGGAAGGGGUCAUAUCAUUGGAGAAAUUUCAGAUACCCGUGAAACCAAUCCUCGGGCCGAAUCGAGUCAGCCGACAAAUAGCAACUUCUCGACUAACAACACCACCCCCCACUAUGACGGAAGCUCCGAGUAUGUUUCUACCGCCGAGACAAAUGGAGCCAAUCUCUCGCAGAUUCAAGCUCACAUCGGCAGGGCUGGGACUAACCGUGGUCAGUCUGAGAGCCAGCGGCGACGCAGUGAGCGAGUCUACCUUAAGGCCAUAGACCGUGUCCCUGGCCAGGGUUCUAUCAAAAAGCCCGGCAAGGAUGGUGAGCAAUAG
Molecule: messenger RNA, 1419 nt
Organism: Penicillium concentricum
Lineage: Eukaryota; Fungi; Ascomycota; Eurotiomycetes; Eurotiales; Aspergillaceae
Product: putative pathogenicity factor
Exons: 1
Coding region: 1-1419 (472 amino acids)
Source: RefSeq, a predicted model, not a curated record